Messenger RNA from Rhizophagus irregularis DAOM 181602=DAOM 197198, 1767 nucleotides. RefSeq lists its product as uncharacterized. Gene Ontology annotation, cellular component: cytoplasm. NCBI's taxonomy places the organism in Eukaryota, Fungi, Glomeromycota, Glomeromycetes, Glomerales, Glomeraceae. Gene Ontology annotation, biological process: G protein-coupled receptor signaling pathway. The record is from RefSeq and is a predicted model, not a curated record. Gene Ontology annotation, molecular function: guanyl-nucleotide exchange factor activity; G-protein alpha-subunit binding.
CUGAUAUAAAAAUUAGUCCACGAAAGACGUCACGCAACUUUUAUUCCGUUUGGCAAAAAAGGAAGUGAUAUGAGUUCUUACAUUUCUCUCGAAAAUAAAUCUGAUAUUGAAAUCGUUUCUUCUGUAUUUACUUCUCUUUUAGCGAAUCAAGUUGAGCUGACGAUUAUUCCGUUAAAGAUAAAGGAAGAAUUGAUUUCUUCUUUGUUAACUGAUCUCGAUGAAAAUGGAGUUCAGCAAAAAUGGAACGAUAGUGUUCGUUUAUUAGCUUUACAAACUUUAAAAAUCUUGGGACGCGAUGCGAAUGGGUGUGGUCAAUUAUUUACUGAUAAGGGAUUUAAAAUAUUAUUAACUCAUACGAAACUCCAAUCAACUGAACCAAAAUCUGAUACUCCGGUAACUCAAGAGUCAUUAACAUGUAUAGCAAAUAUGUUAUUACUUAAAGAGAGCACACGUGAUUUGUUUGACAAGUAUAAGUGUAUUUCAAGUAUAUGUCAAUUUCUCAAGGAUAAUGGAAUUUCAAUUAAGACGCAAUUUUUAUUAUCAAGAAUUUUGUUUCUUAUGACUAUUAAACCACAACCAGCUGUACAACCCUUAAUUGAUAACCUAGGAAUAAUUGAUAUUUUAUAUAAUUAUAUUAGUAAACAUCUUGAACAAUUAUCUUUACCAAAUAGUUCUUCAAAAGAAGAUAUAAAUUCGUUACCUAUAACUAGAAUUAUGGUGCUAAAUGAACAAUUAAAGCUAUUAUUUAAUUUAAUGAUAAACGAUCCUAAAAUCGAACGAGAUAAUUUAGUACAAGGAUCUAAUAAUAGUAAUAAAUUUGAAAAAUUACUUUUACCCAUAUUAAAUAUACUUCUAAAAGUACCAAAAUCAACACCAUUGCCACUUUCACCUCCACAUUCACAUGCAAUACAUGCGUUAUUAAAUUUUCCAAUUGAACCAUAUAAAUCAUUAUGGUUUCCGCCAUCAUCUAGCAAAAAAGAACAAUAUAGAGUUUGUUUCAAUCUAAUUGAUAUGUUUAAAUCAAUGAUUUAUAUAGCCGUAAAAAAUGAUCCUGAUAAAGAAAAUGCAGCGGCCGGAGGUGCUAGUGACAAUAAUCUAGAUUUUGAUGAAAUUAUUACUCCUUUGGUUGUUUUACUCAGAAAAUUAGCUGAUGAUGACGAUUAUGCAAAAAUUUUAAUAAAAGAAGAAUUAUUACCCGAUAACAUAGAUCGAAGUAAACCUUUAGAAAAAGGUGAUAGUUUUUCAGCUAGGUUAAUUGGACUUAUGACCUCUGUUAUGUUGCCACAUUUAAAAGACAGUAUUAGUGAAUUAUUAUUUAUUUUGUGUAAUCAAGAUGCAAACUUGUUCGUUCAUCAUGUGGGUUAUGGAAAUGCAGCAGGAUUUCUAUUAAGUAAAAAUAUAAUGAUGCCACCUUCGUCUUCAAAUACUUCACAUUCAGAUAAACCGAUUAAUCCUGUAACAGGACAAUAUUGUGAAAAUGAACCACCUUCUUUAUCAAAUAUGACUGAUGAAGAAAAAGAAAGGGAAGCUGAAAAAUUAUUUGUGUUAUUUGAACGUCUUAAAAAAACUGGUGUAAUGGAUGUUGUAAACCCUGUUGAAGAAGCUAUUAAAUCUGGUAAAAUUCAAGAAUAUAAAGAAGACGAUGAAGAUAAUGAUUAAAUCUAUAAAAGAGAGAAUUUUUUUAUACUAUUUAUUUUAUUUUUAAUUAAGAAAAUAAAAAAUUAUAUUAAAUAAACUUAAUUUAUUAUUUAUGUAUUUGAAAAUUAU